This is a messenger RNA of Solanum stenotomum, 1813 nucleotides long. Its product is annotated as la-related protein 6B-like. Gene Ontology annotation, molecular function: mRNA binding. Lineage: Eukaryota; Viridiplantae; Streptophyta; Magnoliopsida; Solanales; Solanaceae. Gene Ontology annotation, cellular component: nucleus. The transcript has 10 exons. Bases 111 to 1502 code for a protein of 463 amino acids. Gene Ontology annotation, biological process: RNA processing. The record is from RefSeq and is a predicted model, not a curated record.
UACUUGUCUACUUAUACUUGCUUUAAGCCCAGAAAUUCUUUUUCAUUGUUUUCUCUAUGAAUGAAGAACUAAUAUUUUUUCUCUAAACCCUAACAAGAUUUUGAUCGAUUAUGGCUAUGGAAGAAUCGGCAAUUGUCGUAGAUUUACUCACCGAUUCAUCGGCUACAUCUCCACCGUCUGAUCACACCGAUUCUUGUUCUUCACCGUCUGAUCUCCCUUCCCCCACCAGACUUAACGCGUUGGCGCCGGCAUUCGUUCCGCGAAGCUCAUCGGCGUCGAUUUCUCCUACGCCGUCUCUGACAGAUUUGAAUCAGGCUGGUUUUCAUCCAGUUCGGAACCAUUAUGUAUAUCCUCCUCAGUUGCAGGUUCAGUAUCCAUCACCGUAUUAUGGCGGUGGUGUACAAGAGGUUGGUGGUGGUGGUGCAGCUGAUUUAGAUCAUGCUAGUGCUAGUAAACGUGGAGGGUUAACUGAUGAAGCUGCUCUAAAGAUUGUUAAUCAAGUGGAGUUCUAUUUCAGUGAUUUAAAUUUGGCAACAACUGAUCAUUUAAUAAAGCAUAUGCUCAAGGAUCAGGAAGGUUACGUACCAAUAUCUGUGGUUGCGUUGUUCAAGAAGAUUAAAGCUCUUAUACGUAAUCAUGCACAGCUUGCUCAAGUUCUGCGGAGUUCUUCAAAGCUGGUUGUUAGUGAAGAUGGAAUGAAGGUUAAACGCAAAAUUCCUUUGACCGAAACCGACUUGGAAGAAUUGCAAUCUCGAAUAGUGAUUGCUGAAAAUUUGCCUGAGGAUCAUUGCCAUCAGAAUCUCAUGAAGAUUUUCUCAGCAGUUGGAAGCGUUAAAAUGAUACGCACCUGCUUACCUCAGUCUUCCAAUGGUGGGGCAUCUUCAGGAUCUAGAACAGCAAAGUCAGAUAGUACGCUUCACAGCAACAAGUUGCACACAUUUGUGGAAUACGAAACCGCUGAAUUGGCCGAGAGGGCGGUUGUAGAAUUAAAUGAUGAUAACUGGAGAAAUGCUCUGCAAGUCCGGUUACUUCUCAGAAGCUCAGAAAAAUCUGGUCAAGCUCAAGGGAAAAAAGCUGGUCAUGAAAGUGAAAACUUCAAGGGGGAUGAUGGUUCUGCAUUAGAGGUCAACGAGAAGCUUAAUGAAGAGUCGAGCCACCAUAUUGAUGCUAAAUCCAAUGAGCUUGCAGAGGAGCAUGGCAGUGAUGGGCAGAGGCGUGGUCGUGGUCAGGGUCGGGGUCGGGGUAAGGGACAGGGUCAGAGACGUGGACGUCCCCAAUCUCAUCAAAAUAAUCGUGGAGGUCAUCUAGGAGCUCCCAUAUCAAACAUGAAUCGUGGAAGCAAUGUGCGAAGUGCCCUCUCAAAUAUCAAUCGUGCUGGUGUAGGGCAGCCUGUUUUUGAGCAGUCAGCAGCACCCAAGCAAUCUUCUGUACCUCGUAUGCCAGAUGGCACUAAGGGAUUCUCCAUGGGCCGAGGCAAAUCGAUGGCUAUUAUAACUAUGUGAUAACUUCCUACUUACCUGAAAUUGGUGUGGAUGAGAGGGGAUAUAUCUUGUUAGUGUGAUGAAAUACGAUAUGGUUGAUUUGGCCGUUUGAGUUACUAAAUCAAAUGAACCUUGUAAGAAAGCUGCACCAGAGAUGUUUGGAUGUAAAAAUGCAAACAGUACAGGAUUAACAAAAGGCUUAUAUAGAAAAAGUUGAGAAUUAUACAGCUCUAAUUUUCUCCAGCUUUAACUCUUUGUAUGAUACAUUAGACACUAGUCAAUCAGGCAAAUGGAUUGAUACAUUGCUUCUUUAGGCCCUUUUUUUGGGUACA